Molecule: messenger RNA, 1322 nt
Organism: Eruca vesicaria subsp. sativa (arugula)
Lineage: Eukaryota; Viridiplantae; Streptophyta; Magnoliopsida; Brassicales; Brassicaceae
Source: the annotation of a GenBank genome assembly
CAGACAUCUCAAGACUCAUCUUCCACACCCCUCUUAUUAUAACAUCUUCCUCAUCCUCCAAAGUUUAUUUUAAACACACUAAAAUAAAAACAAUCAAAUGAUCAUCUCCAAAAGCUGAUUAGCUCUUUUUAUCUAACUUCUUUGUUUCUGAAUACCAUUUUUUUGUUAGAACAUAACAUAAACCCUAACUUUUUCUUUUCCUCACAAGAUUAUCUUGAAAGUAUUAAAAACCCAUAGAUACUUGAGUUUUGAACAAUGGAUAUGACUCUUAAAUCUCCUGAACCCAUCCUACCAGCCAAACCAAUCUCCUUCAGCAACGGAACCAUCAAACGCCACCACCACCUCCACCACCCAAUCACCGUCACAUACAAAGAAUGCCUCAAGAACCACGCUGCAGCGACUGGUGGUCACGCGCUCGACGGUUGCGGAGAGUUCAUGCCUUCUCCUUCCUCCACACCUUCCGAUCCAACUUCCCUCAAGUGUGCCGCCUGUGGUUGCCACCGUAACUUCCACCGCCGUGACCAUACCUCAGCCGUGCCUCCACCGUCUCUUCCUCCAUCUUCCACAAUCUCAUACCAGCCUCACCACCGUCACCACCCGCCUCCUCCUCUCCCUCCAAGCCCUAACUCAUCUUCUCCGCCUCCUAUCUCCUCCUCUUACAUGCUCCUCGCUCUCUCCGGCACCGAUAAAACCGGUGGAAAGAGCUUACCGUUCUCAGAUCUCUCCACUCGCCACCUUACUCCAGGCUCUCGGAAGCGGUUCAGGACCAAGUUCAGCCAGGCUCAGAAAGAGAAGAUGCACGAGUUCGCUGACCGUAUCGGGUGGAAGAUUCAGAAGCGCGACGAGGACGAGGUGCGCGGCUUCUGCCGCGAGGUGGGAGUCGAUAGAGGUGUACUCAAGGUUUGGAUGCAUAAUAACAAAAACACAUUUAACAACCGCCGUGACCUCCCAUUCUCCGGCGAUAUAACCACCGUCAAGAUGACCGAUGACGGUGUUGCUGUUCCCGGCGGCGAGAACAAUGAUAAUAACACCGAAGGAGCUGACGGCGAAAAUGCUAAUGGCUCGUCGUGUUUUUCGGGAAAGAGCAAUGAUGAAGCUUAAGCUUUGUUUAGCUUUAGAUCAUAGAGAGUAAGCACUGCUAUUAUCAUCUUAAUACGUUUAUUAUAUUAAUUAAACUCUUUUAUAUCUUUUUGUUUUUACUAUUCAUUAUUUUGUUUUCGGAUUUUUAUUUGAUCCUCAUUAGUUAUUACCACGAAGUUGUCUCAAGGAUGUAAUAAUAUAACAUGUUCAGCAGUUCGGAAGAUAUUUCCAUAAGAGGAAAG